This is a messenger RNA of Asparagus officinalis (garden asparagus), 1078 nucleotides long. RefSeq names its product A disintegrin and metalloproteinase with thrombospondin motifs 7-like. The record is from RefSeq and is a predicted model, not a curated record. The transcript has 6 exons. Lineage: Eukaryota; Viridiplantae; Streptophyta; Magnoliopsida; Asparagales; Asparagaceae. The coding region runs from base 97 to 885 and encodes 262 amino acids.
UUUUGUAUUGUCAGUAAUCACUGAAAAAUGCAGAAUAACACGGAGAAGCUCAUUUUGGUUGCGGUGGACUCCCGUCUCAAUUCGCGUUGACCGGAGAUGGUCUCCGCCCUCCUCCUCCUCAUCUCUCUCCUCUCUCUUCUUUCUCCGGCGAUCUCACAAAAUCCCCAAUCUCGAGGAGGUUGCUAUUGGACGGAAUCAUGCCAAAGCAAAUGGUUUGGAGGAUGCCCUGCUGGUCACAUCAUAACAGAUGAGUCGGGUGAUUGCAAAGGUCUCUGUGGAGAACCAAGUUAUCCGCCAUGUCUUCCAUUUCAUACUCAUUUCCACUGUUGCAAGCCAGAAAAUCCAAAGGUAACAGACAGAUGCACCAGAUGCAAGAAUAAGUUGGACUUCAGUGAGGAGUACAUUUGUUGCACUGAUUGCUCGGACCCUUAUCUCAUAGACAAGAGCACUAAGUUUGGUUAUUGCAAGACCGGGGCAGAGUUGGCUAUGCAGUUGAAGCCACAAGAAACUUUAAGAUGGGUUGCUGGUCCAUGGAUGAAAUGUUCCUCCCCUUGUGACGGUGGAGUUCGUUAUAGAGAUGUGGGCUGUUUUGGGAGCCUGGAGGACACAUCUAUUAAACAUUACCCAGUGGAUGAUAGCAGGUGUCCAGCAGAAGCAAUGCCUGCUAGGCAAGAGGCUUGUAAUGUGAAAAGCUGUUCAGAGCUCAACAUCAGUGAUGUGAGUGAAAACAGGCCAAGUGGGAUGUCUGGAUGGUUGAUUACAUUGCUUGUUCUUCUUGGGUUAGUGGCAGCUGGAGGGCUUGUAUUUGCUGGAUACGUAUUUUACAAAAGGCGAACAUCAGCUCCUACGGGAUUUGUUUACAUCAUGCUGGAAGGAUACUCUUGAUCAGAUUGUUUUACUGCCAUUUUAUUGAUUGUUUUCUGCUCCCUGAUCUUGAGCAGGCUGGUGUGUUUUGUAUUGUAUAUUUCGUCGGGAAGAUGUCAAUAUCAGCAGGACCGGAGUAUGUCGAAUCACCCCCCAGUGGGUUUGGCUUGUAAUGUUACUUCUUUGUUUAUACUUCCGAAACAUAUUUUGACCA